AUUUGUUGCACACUUUUCGCUAAUCGGUCGUCGUGCAAUUUCAGAAAGUGUUCAAUAUUUUGUAAAUUAUUAUCAACUUAUUUGCAGUGAAAACUAUUUCAAAAUGACGCUUUACCAUUUUGGAAAUUGUGUUGCACUAGUUUACGUACCGUACUACAUGACCUACAAGUAUUCCGGCCUAUCAGAAUAUGGAGCGUUCUGGAAGUGCAUUCAAGCCGGUGGAAUCUAUAUUUUCACCCAGCUUUGUAAGAUGCUGGUCCUCGCGACAUUCUUCCCCGAUACGGACAGUUUCACCGGGGAAGGCCAAUUCAACUUGAUAGCGGAGUUCCUCCGGUGCAGUGUGGACUUGGUGGACCUCCUGGGUCUGGCAUUUGUCCUGUCGAAAAUUCCUGGAAAGGGACACAGUAAACUUAUCACUGCCGGGCUCGGAUGGGCCACUGCCGAGGUGAUUCUGUCACGUGGUCUGAUGCUUUGGGUCGGUGCCCGUGGCGCCGAGUUCUCGUGGAUCUACAUCCAGCGUUGUUUGGAAUCAAACAUUCUGUUGGUGCAGCAUCUGGCCACGGCUACUCUGUUGUGGUUGUUUUCCCGACACGAUCUCGAGAAGAAGUUUGUCCCGCUGGUGAUCGUACUGCUGGUUGCGAUUUCCUUCCGUGGCGUGUGGCUUGAAGGAACCCUUCAGGCGCUGGCAACCGGACCGUGGUUCGGCCUGGGCCUGAAGGCGCUCGUCACCGGUUGCAUCGGAUUCGUUACGUUGCAUAUCUACUCCGGGCUGGCUCAGUCCAUCGGAUUGUAAAGGUAACAGUACUAAAUACAUUUACUCUAAAAGGGAUUAGGGUCAAAAGGUCGUAAAUCGAAAAAAAGCAAAGCAUGGAAUGAAUUUAAAUUUACAACAUUCUAUCAUAGAAUCACGACAAGAGAGUUUUAUUCUGUUCUCAUAAUUUAUUUGUUUCACACAAUUGCGCUGCAUUGUGAGCAGUUUAGACCAAAACCUAAUAAAUAGUAAUAAAUAAUCUCAA
Aedes albopictus (Asian tiger mosquito) is the source of this 1016-nucleotide messenger RNA. Its product is annotated as BOS complex subunit TMEM147. The transcript is spliced from 3 exons. The coding region runs from base 104 to 793 and encodes 229 amino acids. Lineage: Eukaryota; Metazoa; Arthropoda; Insecta; Diptera; Culicidae. The record is from RefSeq and is a predicted model, not a curated record.